CCUCGGCCCCGCCACCUGGGCGCCCCACUUCACCCGGAGCGCGGCGCCAAGCCGAGGGAGGCGGCGGCUCCCCGCAACCCGCGGCGCUGGCCCUUUAAGGAGGAGCGGCGCAGGGACUGGAGGCCGCGGCGUCAGAGCGGGGAACCCGGCAGUGGCGAGUGCCCCCCCGUCGGUCGCCACGCGUGGUUGGGGGCCGCCGCCGCCGCUCCGGCCUGUUAGCAGAAUGCUCUGAGAACUGCCCUGGAGUUUUGAGGAGCCCCUAGGGAACUGCACUGAGAGGCAUGGCAGGUGUUGGAAGGGACCUCUGAAGACCAAGCUGGCCAUUCCCCCACAUCCAUAUAAUUUGUAAAGAUGGAUGCUCCCAAAGAAAUUCAGCCUGCCAGAGAGUUCACCUGUCAGCUGUGUGACUUAACAGCUCCAUACACAUACUAUGGACAGAAGCCACCAAAUGCAUAUUCCAUUGUGAUUCUGGAAGAAAGCUAUGUCAUGAAGGAUCCGUUCACGCCCGACAAGAGCAGGUUCCUCAUCCUUGGGUCUCACUGCAGUUUGUGUGGCAGAUCAGUGUGCGUUGAUGCAGAAUGUAGUCUGUUCUACUCCAAAAGGUUCUGCCUUCCUUGUGUGAAGAAAAACCUAAAGGCCUUUCCUUUGGAAAUACAAGAAGAUAUAGCUAAAAGGAAGUCCCAGAAAAAAUCCUCUCCCAGUGGAAAAAUGGAUACAAAAAUAUAGAUACUGAAGGACCAAGAGAGGGAUUUCUCUGGCUGGGGUUACUCCUCUCCUUCUGCAGACUAUCAUGUUGCUCCUUUUAAAGAGGUGACCUUCAUCAGCUGUCUACUACAGAACACAGUGACACGUUUCCUUACAGCUGGCUGGGCUUCAAGCAUUAUCAUGCAGCAAGUGCAGUGCCAGCAGCACAGCCUUAAGGUGCUGAAGAGCCAUAAAGAAAGGCAGCCAGGCCUGUUGUCACCAUGUAAAACACAUACAGCAAAACACCAAGCAGCAUAGCAGCCGUGGCUGAACCUUCACAUUUGUUAUUUUAAUGUUUUGUGUUGUUCUUGACACUCUCUAGCAGGCAAAUCUGAUACAGAUUUAUGUGGCUUAAUCCAGUCUACAUUGAAUUAAAUCCAACAAGGACAAUCAA
Pogoniulus pusillus (Red-fronted tinkerbird) is the source of this 1138-nucleotide messenger RNA. RefSeq names its product cysteine rich DPF motif domain containing 1 (gene CDPF1). Lineage: Eukaryota; Metazoa; Chordata; Aves; Piciformes; Lybiidae. The transcript is spliced from 5 exons. The record is from RefSeq and is a predicted model, not a curated record. The coding region runs from base 352 to 726 and encodes 124 amino acids.